Thrips palmi is the source of this 1840-nucleotide messenger RNA. Its product is annotated as lipase 1-like. The record is from RefSeq and is a predicted model, not a curated record. The transcript is spliced from 11 exons. NCBI's taxonomy places the organism in Eukaryota, Metazoa, Arthropoda, Insecta, Thysanoptera, Thripidae. Bases 218 to 1624 code for a protein of 468 amino acids.
GUCCAGCUUCACCCCCCUCCCCCGGCCGGCACGUGACGUUUUGGGAGGGAAGCGUUUUGGGCUUUAAGGGGAUCAACUGCGUGAGGCGUACCAGUGCCUUUCGGACUCCCGUGAGGAGCAUACCGAGGAUACCGCGUUGGCCGGACACCGGAGACGGCGACAGGACAAUCGGAGCAGUGCUGAGCGCAGCAGGCCCGGCAACGUACCGCCUUGCUGGAUGUGCUUCAUCCACCCGGCCGCGACCUUCUCUGUCCACUGCACUGCAAGUUGUCCAGCGACCGGCGGCCUGCAAGAGCUGGAAGAGCUACAAGAGCACGGAGCAGAAGCUAGGGAGACGCCAGGGGAGACGCCACGCGGCAGUCCACUUCUGUCCCGAGUCUCGCCGGUUACGACGACUACAAUGGCGUGCUUCAGCUACGUCGCGCUGCUGGUCACUCUAUGCUGUUCUGGGGCCAGCGCUUUCCACAGAAGGCCCAGAGGUUUCCACUCGCGGAGCGUCCCCGACGAGCUGUGGUCGUCAACGGAGCAGUUGGUGGCGAUGAGGGGCUACGAGUGCGAGGUGCACACGGUGCGCACCCCCGACGGCUACGAACUCACCCUGCACCGCAUCCCCCGCGCCAAGGCCACCAAGGCCGAGGACGACUACGGACGGCACGGAACGCCGGUCCUGUUCGCACACGGCCUCGCCUCCAACAGCGAAAUGUUUGCCUUGGGCCCUAGCGCUGCCUACUAUCUGGUGGACGCGGGCUUCGACGUUUGGCUCGUCAACUACAGGGGCAGCUUCUACGGGCAGAAACAUGUCAGUCUCAAGCCACAGUCACGAGCGUUCUGGGACUUCAGUUGGAACGAGAAUGGGCUGAUCGACCAACCAACCUUCAUAGACUACAUCCUGAAAACCACUGGCAGGCCCAAACUCUUCACGGUCGGACACUCCAUGGGGGCCACGACACAGGUGGUGAUGAUGUCCGAGAUGCCCGAGUACGCCAAAGAGAAGGUCAUCUCCAGUGUUCUACUUGCGCCUGGAAUUUACUUCAGGAAGCCAGGUGGUCUAAUGCGAGUGCUAGACCUCAUUUACGGGGCCUAUCCACAACUGAAGAAUUCCCACACCAGCCUCGUUCUCAAUGGUAAAAUGCCGCUCGGUGACCAGGAUCUCUUGCCAGUGUGCUUUGCGGGCGACCAGUUGAGAGAACUCUGCCGAGGACCCAUGACGAUGAUGAUGGGGCCACCCCACACCCCAGAUUACAGGACUUUUCAGAAGUUGAUGGCCCACUACCCCAAUGGCGGCUCCAUCCGCCAGUUCAUGCACUACCUGCAGAGCACCACAAGCGGAGGUUUCCGGAAAUACGACUUCGGCCCGGAAAAGAAUCAGCGACUGUACGGCUCUCUGGAGCCGCCGUCUUACAACCUCAGCGCCAUCGCGACGCCAGUGCACGUGUUCUACGGAACGGGCGACUAUCUCACCACUCCAAAGAAUGUUGUCCGAUUCAUUAAAAGGUGCCCUACAGUUCAGAAGGUUCAUGCAGUGCCCCAUUUCAACCAUGUUGACUUCAUCACGGGAGAUGAUUAUAUAGUAACAGAGCUUGUAAACAAAAAAAUCCUUGAAGUCUUCCAGAGUUACCUAUGAAAUGACCUACCCCUCCUUUGUUCUUUGUUUUAAGUAUUUAAAAAAAAAAUUGGUGGGCGUCCACGUCAGUUCAAUGUGCUGUACACCGCCUUCUAGUCUUCAUUGUAUCUCAUGUAUAAAAUAUAGGUUUAAGUACGGAAUACAUAGUGUGUGUAUGCAGACUGAUUAACAGGGUUGUCACUAAUCUGCCCCAAUAAACCAUGCACUUUAAACGGA